Messenger RNA from Eimeria mitis, 681 nucleotides. RefSeq lists its product as uncharacterized. The record is from RefSeq and is a predicted model, not a curated record. The coding region runs from base 1 to 681 and encodes 226 amino acids. NCBI's taxonomy places the organism in Eukaryota, Apicomplexa, Conoidasida, Eucoccidiorida, Eimeriidae. The transcript is spliced from 2 exons.
AUGAUGAUAGAGAAAGAGAAGGAGACAGAGAAAGAGAAAGAGAGAGAGAAAGAGACAAAGACAGAGAAAGAGAAAGAGAUAGAGAAGGAGACAGAUAUAGAGAAAAAGAAAGAGAUAGAGAAAGAGAAAGAUACAGAAGAGAUAGAGAAGGAGACAGAGAAAAAGACAAAGAAAGAGAAAGAGGAGACAGAGAGGGAGACAGAGAAAGAAGAGACAGAGAAGGAGACAGAGAAAGAGACAAAGAAGAAAGAGAAGCAGACAGAGAAAGAGAAAGAGGGAGAGAAUAUAGAGACAGAGACAGAGACAGAGACAGAUAUAGAGAUAGAGAAGGAGACAGAGAAAAAGAAAAAGAAAAAGAAAAAGAUAGAGAAAGAGAAAGAGAAAGAGAAAGAGGAGACAGAGAGAGAGAAAGAGGAGACAGAAGAGACAGGAACGGAGACAGAGAAAGAGACAGAGAAAGAGAUAGAGAAAGAGAGAAAGAAAAAGAUAGAGAAAGAGACAGAGAUAGAGAGAAAGAAAGAGAAAAAGGAGACAGAAGAGACAGAGAAAGAGAAAGAGGAGACAGCAGGGAUAGCAGCAGCAACGAGGAUGAAGCUGCUGCUGCUGCUGCUGCAGCAGCAACAAAAAAAACAGCAGCAGCAGCAGCAGCAGCAGCAGCAGCAGGCAUGCAGGGGGCCCUAG